Molecule: messenger RNA, 3413 nt
Organism: Malania oleifera
Lineage: Eukaryota; Viridiplantae; Streptophyta; Magnoliopsida; Santalales; Ximeniaceae
Product: protein phosphatase 2C 77-like
Exons: 4
Coding region: 1338-3002 (554 amino acids)
Biological process (GO): protein dephosphorylation
Molecular function (GO): cation binding; protein serine/threonine phosphatase activity
Source: RefSeq, a predicted model, not a curated record
GACUAGCUCUUAAUCUAAACUUAAUUGGGGCAUGGUGUGGUGUUGCCACAAAUCAUUCAGCUAAUUAGCCUUCACAUGAGCAAGUUUGGACUCUGAUAAUCAGACAGUUUAACUUAUUUGUUUUUUUUUUGUUUUUAAUUCUUGGGUAACAUGCUCGGAGAAUGAAAGGGAUGAGGGAGCAUAUGGGAAAUGGGUGGAGGUGUUUUAAGAUGCUCUUCUAGAUUUGACAUUUGUUUCUCUCUCUCUCUCUCUCUCUCUGAUUAUGUUAUUUUUGUUUUUUUGUAGAGUCGUGGAAUCAUUUUCUAUUUUUCUUUCUCUUUCUUCUUCACUCCACCUCUUGCUCUUCCGAGCCUCGCGUUGGAUGACUAGAAAUAUAAAAAGGGCAUCAAAGAAAACAGAAGUUUACAUUCAUCAGGUUUCAGCUGUAGUAUUUUUGAACGGUAAGCAACCCAUUUCUUCUUUCGUAAAAUUUUUUUCAAUCCUUUUCAGCUUCCCCUGUUUUCAGAUGUGGGAAGUCUUUGGAGAGAGACAGCCAGCGUAGACUCCCCAGUUGAGACAACAAAAGGGUCAUUCUCUUUUCCACCUUCUUUCUUCUGUGUUUCUUGAUUAUUUGAGAGUUGUAGUUACUUCAGAGAGAGAGAGAGAGAGAGCUAAAAGGGGUUUCAAGAGGCUGGGAUAGGUUGCCUCUGAUCCACGGAAGUCAAGUGUUAUGUGAAAAGAGGUUCAUCUUGGAGGGGUUUCCUUGUGACUCUUGGGGCUAUGACUUUCCUGGGUUUUUUCUCAUGACCGCCCUUUUCUUUUCUGUUUCUCUUUCAUGUGUUUGGGGAUAAGGGGGUUGGCUUUCAUUCUGAUUUCUUUGUAUUAGUUUCUUUUCUUCCUGAAUUUGAAGGUUUUUAUUUUUUUUAAAUGGCUGUUUCUCUCGCACUGUAGUUGAUAAUUGAUGGAAAUGGGUGGAGAAGAGUCCAACCGGAGGAGAGGGAGUUGAUACUUGAUAGGGCCUGCUAGACGGUUCUGACUUCUGACCAAUCUAGUUAGGGGUAAAAAUUUUCCUCAAAACGGAAAUUUGAAUCCGUUGCUGUUCAUCAGAUCUGCCCACCCAUUUCCUUUUCACUGCCUUUUAGUUUAGCUCAUCUUGGUGGUGUAAUUAUCCGCAAUUAUUGGCUGGUUAUUGGGGUUGUUAGGCAUGGAAAAUGGCCAGUGGAAACCUACCACUUGCGUUCCAAGAUCAUUCCUGAUGAUAGAAGAAGGUGAUGGAUGGAUUAGUUGAAAAAUGACAGGUUGUUUAACUUUUGAGGGGGCUGAGAGUUACUUCUCUUCCUACCCAGAUAAGGAUUUUGAUGGAGCAGAUGUCUCCGGCGGUUGCAGUGCCAUUUAGCCUAGGUAAUUCGAACUGUGAAAAAAACCCAACUUUAGCUAACUGUAUGGAUAUUACUAGACUUAAGCUCAUGGCGGAUGCUACAGAUUUGUUGUCAGACUCUGCAGCUAAGGUUUCUGCGGAGUCCAUUCCCUGUGGAGAUGAGGAUUGUAGUUGUGGGGAUUUGCAUAAUGAGGUUGGUAUUAUAGGGGUGUCAGUGCCGGAGAAAAACUGCAGGGGAGGAACUGCUUUGUUGGGUAUGAUAGCUGAGGACGAAAGCAGUUGGGUUGCUAGUGAUACCAUAAUCCUGGAAAAUGGGGAAGAUGAUUCAUUGUCAGUGGAGGGUGAUAAAAUCCCUGAUAGCCCUUGUUCUCUAUCUGUUGCAAGUGAGACUAGUAGCCUAUGUGCUGAGGAUUUUUUGGCUUUUGAGGCUAACUCUGUGAUUGAAAGACAAAGUUCUGUUGACAUUGAGAAUAGCAUUUGCAGUGGUGAGAUUGUUGCAAAAGCCACUGAUCUGGGGGAGUCAAAUGUUGAGCAAGAGACCCUGAAUGAUCCCCCUGCUGCAGCAACAAUCCUUGAGGAAGUGGUUCAAGAUGGGCCUGAUCCAAAAUCAUCUGCAGUUGUGCUUCAGUUGCCUUUGGAGAAAGGGUUGAGUGGAGCUAUUGGCCGCAGUGUUUUUGAGGUGGAUUAUGUGCCCCUUUGGGGAUUUACAUCUGUGUGUGGAAGGAGACCAGAAAUGGAAGAUGCAGUUGCUACUGUACCACAGUUGAUGAAAAUUCCCAUUCGAAUGUUAAUUGGUGACCGGGUACUCGAUGGCUCUAGCAAGUGUCUAAGUCACCUAACUGCUCAUUUCGUUGGAGUUUAUGAUGGCCAUGGUGGUUCUCAGGUUGCAAACUAUUGUCGACAUCGCAUGCAUUCCGCGUUGGCUGAGGAGAUGGAGGUUGUUAAGGAAGAUCUGAGGGUUGGAGGUACAAAGGAUAAUUGCCACGAGCAUUGGCAAAAAGCAUUCACCAAUUGUUUUCUUAAGGUUGACUCGGAGGUUGGGGGAAUAGGCAGUCUUGAACCUGUUGCACCAGAAACUGUUGGUUCUACUGCUGUUGUUGCCAUUAUCUGUUCAUCUCAUAUCAUAGUGGCGAACUGUGGAGACUCAAGAGCAGUUCUUUGUCGUGGGAAAGAACCAAUGGCAUUGUCGGUGGAUCAUAAACCUGAUAGGGAAGAUGAAUAUGCAAGGAUUGAAAGAGCUGGAGGCAAAGUCAUACAAUGGAACGGGCAUCGUGUUUUUGGUGUUCUAGCAAUGUCAAGGUCUAUUGGUGACAGGUAUUUAAAACCUUGGAUUAUUCCAGACCCAGAAGUGAUGUUCAUUCCCAGAGCAAAAGAAGAUGAAUGCUUAGUUCUAGCUAGCGACGGCUUAUGGGAUGUCAUGACAAAUGAGGAGGUAUGUGAUUUGGCCCGAAAGCGGAUACUUCUUUGGCACAAAAAGAAUGGUGUCACGCUUCCCUUGGAAAGGGGUGACAGAAUUGAUCCUGCAGCUCAAGCGGCCGCAGAGUGCCUUUCAAACCGCGCCCUUCAAAAAGGGAGCAAGGAUAACAUCACUGUGAUAGUGGUGGAUUUGAAAGCUCAAAGGAAGUUUAAGAGUAGAACAUCAUGAUAAUUUCAACCCUGCAUUCAACUUCUUGAUUCAACUGUAUAAUAUAAAACUUUACGUGGUUUGACAUAUAGCCUAUAACCCAUCUGUUUUUCACCUGGGCUUUGUGGCUUUAAGGGAGUAGCAGUAUGUGUCCCAUAUAAAAUGCACCAUCCUCGUAACCUCCAUUGUUCUAGGAAUGUAAAUCUUAGCUGCUUGUAGUAGUAGGGGUUUAGGGAGCCCCGAUUCCCAUAUGCUUUGAUCAGCAAUGGGAUUGGGCCAAUUGUAUUUGUUAUGCCUCUUAGCGAAAAUGCUCCAUGAGGUAUGUUCCUUCAUAUUAUUUUCACCAUGUGAUGCCUUGAAGAAAGAAAUUAGCACAUUUGGGAGAUAGGUAAUGAAUUGAUGUUAAUGAUAUUAUUGAUGGAUGAUUUUUUU